AUGACCACACCGGCAGGCUCGGGCGCAGGCUUCGGCUCCGUGUCCUGGUGGGGCCUGUCCCCGGCGCUGGACCUGCAGGCUGAGAGUCCUCCUGUGGACUCGGACUUGCGGGGCGAUGCAGAGCCCAGGACCCCCGAGCUAGAUGUACUGCUGCUGGGAUCCGUGGAUGGGCGGCACCUGCUUCGGACCCUGGCCCGGGCGGCGCUCUGGCCUCGCAGGAGGUUACAUUUCUAUGUGCUAGAGAAUAAUCUGGAAGCUGUGGCUCGACACAUACUGAUCUUCAGCCUAGCUUUGGAGGAACCUGAGAAGAUGGGGUUGCAAGAGAGGAGCGAGACCUUCCUGGAGGUGUGGGGGAACGCGCUGCUGCGCCCCCAGGUGGCCGCCUUCGUGCGCGCCCAGGCCAAGCGCCUGGUGCACCUGGUCCCAGAGCCCGACCGCCUGGCGGAGCAGCUGCCCUGGCUCAGCCUGGGCGCCCUCAAGUUCCGCGAGCGCGACGCCCUGGAGGCUGUGUUCCGAUUCUGGGCCGGCGGGGAGAAGGGGCCCGAGGCCUUCCCCAUGAGCCGCCUCUGGGACUCCAGGCUGCGCCACUACCUGGGCUCCCGUUACGACGCCCGGCGCGGUGUCUGCGACUGGGACUUGCACAUGAAGCUGCACGACCGCGGGGCCCGAGUCAUCCACACUCGCGAAUUCCGGCGUUGGAGGGACACUGGUGUGGCCUUUGAGCUCAGAGACUCCAGCGCCUACCACAUGCCAAACCGGACCCUUGCGUCAGGUCGCCUCCUGAGUCAUCACGGAGAGCGUGUCGCAGCACGCGGGUAUUGGGGGGACAUCGCCACGGGGCCAUUCGUGGCCUUUGGCAUCGAAGCAGAUGAUGGCAGCCUCCUGCGGACCAGCAAUGGACAGCCAGUCAAGACCGCCGGUGAGAUCACGCAGCACAACGUGACCGAGCUGUUCCGAGAGGUGGCCGCCUGGGGGCGCCCGAGAACCGCCCAGGGAAAGCCUGAGCAAGUGCACCAGGACGGGGAUGGAAGCCCAGAGCGCGCUGCUCCUGCCCCGGAAUUCUUCACUGUGCACUUCCUGCCUCUCGGCUCUGCCCAGACCCUUCACCACAAAAGCUGCUACAAGGAACGGUUCCAGCUUCUCUAUGUGGCCUGUGGGAUGGUGCAUCUUCUUAGCCCAGAUCUGGGGGCCACCGUGGCCCCUGGAGGACGCCUGGUGGUGGAAUUAGCGCGAUACCUGGUGGACCUGCGGCAGGAGCAGCUGCAGGGGUUUGCCAGCCGGGUCGGGGAGCUCGCUCGGGCGGCUGGGUUCACCCCACUGCCGCAGGCCAGGCCCUCGGAGACCUUCGCGCGCUUCCACAAGGCCCCAGACUCCGCUUGCGGCGCUGACUCCGCUGUGGACUCCAUGACUCCGCCCCCUGACGUCCCAACCCCGCCCCUUGAGGAACUGAGCCAGGCUCUGGAAGGCGGGACCCCACCCCCUGAGCCCCUCAAGCGGCCCCCAGAGUCUCCGGCUCUACCCACAGAGUCAGACCCCACAACCGGAGAGUCUGACCCCUGUCCCCAUCUCUGA
This is a messenger RNA of Enhydra lutris kenyoni (northern sea otter), 1572 nucleotides long. RefSeq names its product dynein axonemal assembly factor 3 (gene DNAAF3). The coding region runs from base 1 to 1572 and encodes 523 amino acids. The record is from RefSeq and is a predicted model, not a curated record. NCBI's taxonomy places the organism in Eukaryota, Metazoa, Chordata, Mammalia, Carnivora, Mustelidae. Gene Ontology annotation, biological process: motile cilium assembly; axonemal dynein complex assembly. The transcript is spliced from 11 exons.